UGCCGGGGCAUGGAGGGCGAGAGCACGUCCGCCCUGCUCUCGGGCUUCGUCUUCGGCGCCCUCGCCUUCCAGCACCUCAGCACGGACUCGGACACGGAAGGUUUCCUCCUUGGAGAUGUGAAGGGUGAAGCCAAGAACAGCAUUACCGACUCACAAAUGGAUGAUGUUGAAGUCGUUUAUACAAUUGAUAUACAGAAGCAUAUUCCUUGCUACCAACUGUUCAGCUUUUAUAAUUCUGCRGGAGAACUGAAUGAACCUGCCCUGAAGAAAAUAUUGUCAGGCUGCAAAAAGAGCAUAAUAGGAUGGUACAAAUUCAGACGCAACACAGACCAGACGAUGACAUUCCGAGAAAGGCUUCUUCACAAGAAUCUGCAGUCACACCUCUCAAAUCCAAGCCUUGUCUUCCUUUUAUUAACUUCCAGCAUGAUGACAGAAAGUUGUUCUACCUACAGACUGGAGCACGCUUUACACCGACCACAGGAGGGUCUUUUCCAGAAAGUUCCUCUGGUGGUCACUAACCUGGGUAUGGCAGAACAGCAGGGCUACAGAACAGUGUCUGGUUCCUGCAUAUCUGCUGGCUUUGUGAGAGCAGUAAGACAGCACAGGUCAGAUUUCUUUUAUGAAGAUGGAUCUUUACAAGAGGUUCAUAAGAUUAAUGAAAUGUAUGCCACCUUGCAGGAAGAACUGAAGAACAUAAGCUCUACUGUAGAGGUCAGUGAACGAUCUGUAGAGAAGCUCUUAGCAGAAGUGAAGCAGUUAAAAGAAGAAAUAAAGAGGAAAAAGCAAAACAAAGAUUCUCCGGGAAAGGGCAAGAAUCACCGAGGAGAGCCCAAGGAGAAUGUUUUCCUUUGUCAGGCUUUGCAAACCUUUUUUCCAAAUUCUGGACUCCAGACAUGCACUGUUUCCUUCCAAGGCAGACAGAUAUUUAAGAACUGCUGUAACACUGACCAUAACAUUAAUGUGGUAGACAAAUUGACUCUCAUGGUAGAGGACAGAGACUUCACUGAAGCCGAAACAAGGCAGCUAACCAAACGUAAGGGCAGAGGGACCACAGCAGGACCAAAAUCACUCAAGAGAUCAAGAACGCUUCAGCUUCACCAAAAGGUACUUCGAGACCAAGACGACAGUGACCAGGAAAGGAAGCUUACCCUGAGCAGCACUGAAACAGAUGAGGAGGUGUUAGAAAAGCUGAAGGACACAACUGAAUACUCACAGUCUCCCACCUUCUAAGUGCUUAGCUCAGGUGCUUUGUCCACAUGACUACAUCUGCACCAAAAGCACCUGCUGGGAUGUUUAAACUGUCUCCUAUGAUUUACAGUACUGCAGGGAUAAAAGAGACAUGCUAAGUUUAUGAAGUAUAUACUUAGUUUGAAACGCAUUUGUCUGAAAAUACAAAGCAGAGUCCAAAACACUUCCUCAUUCUGCCUUCCACAAAUAAUUCUGUUCUUUCUCUCAGGGUUUAAAUAUUACAUGAGUAGAAUGGAAGCAGAGACACAUCACAUACUGCCCCAGAGUGACACAGCUUGAAGCUACUGCUAGGAGACCCCAUACCACGCCUGGGCAAGUCUUUCCUCAGCAGAAAGUGCUCAAGAGGAUUAAGGCAGCCCAGAUAACACAAGAGCAGCAGCUGCCGUUUACAAACCAGAGUCUACCUACCUCUACCCAUGCCUUGCUACCCAGGACUUCACAAGCCUCUCCCCAUUUACAGUCCAACAAGGGAAAAGCAGCUGUUUUACUUUGAAGCUUCCUAGCAGGAUAAGUAGUCUGUACAACUAAGGAGUCUGCUAUUAACUUUUACCUUCCUUCCAGAGACUUCUCCACAGAGAAAAAACUCUCA
Molecule: messenger RNA, 1837 nt
Organism: Nothoprocta perdicaria
Lineage: Eukaryota; Metazoa; Chordata; Aves; Tinamiformes; Tinamidae
Gene: ABRAXAS1
Product: abraxas 1, BRCA1 A complex subunit
Exons: 9
Coding region: 10-1230 (406 amino acids)
Biological process (GO): mitotic spindle assembly; attachment of spindle microtubules to kinetochore; protein K63-linked deubiquitination
Cellular component (GO): nucleus
Molecular function (GO): polyubiquitin modification-dependent protein binding; microtubule binding
Source: RefSeq, a predicted model, not a curated record